AUUUCCGCAGCUACGGCAGCCGGGAGAGGACGUUUAUCCGUACCGUCCCACGUGUGUUUUCGCCGUUUGUUGUCCUCCGUGCUGUUGUUGACUCCGUUUGUUGUUUAUUUAACCUGCUUUGUACGAACAUGGACCCGCAGACGGACGGAGCAGGACGCGGAGAGAGUCUGUUUCUAGAACACGUCCUGGAAAAACUCUACGACCUCGGUAACGGACCGGCAUCCAAAAAGAAGCUCAAGUCUCAAAAGAAGAAAAAGAGAAAACGAGAUGAGGAAGAGGUUGAGGAGGAUGAAGAGUUCCCUACAGGCGAUGAUAUCUACAGUGACACUGAAGGCAGCAGAGCAGAUCACGAUGAACCCGAGCAGAAACAACCAAAGACUGAACACACAGGUCCAACCGUCCAGCAGGUGAGCCGCGUGGAGGUCGUGACCUUUCAGGAUCCCAGAAAGAAACAGAAAACCAAGCAGCAGACGCCUGCGCCCGACAGAGCGCCUGCCCCUCAGACAACGGAGGAGAAGCAAAGCGAGCAGCCAGAAGUGCUCAGUUUGGAAAAGGCUCGUCUGGAGGUCCAUCGCUUUGGAAUCACCGGCUAUAAGAAGGAGCAGCAGCGUGUUUUUGAGCAGGACAGAGCGGUCAUGCUGGGAGCCAGACCUCCUAAGAAGGAUUAUGUCAACUACAAGAUGCUGCAGCAGCAGAUCAAAGAGAAGAAGCAGAAAGCGAGAGAGGAGGUUCAGCCGGACCUGAAGAAAAAGAAGAAGCAGAGUAAUCAGAGGGACAAGAAGAAGAAGAAGGAGUCCUCUGGUUCUGGUACGGCCCCCUCGGGACAGGUGGGCCGCUUCAAGAACGGGAUGCUGAUCCUCAGCUCCAAGGAGAUCCAGAAAAUCAAAGGCAACAAGCGCCGCAAAUAGGGGAGCGAUUCAACUCUCCAGGAUGGGAAAAUAUAAGUCGACCAAGAGGAAGAACUGCUUUCCAUCAGUGACUCAGCUCACUGCAGGACUGUUAGGAGGAAGUGGAGGAGAGCAGGACGUGAGCUGAUUUCCAGAGUCGCUGCGCCGCCGUAAAAUAUGAGACAUUUACUGCUGACAGACCUGCUGAGUCAAGAAUCCACUUCAUCGAUCCCCAGAACGGACCCCGAAUGCUCAAUGUGGUUCGGAGCAUUUAAUGCAGGAAACCGGACACUUUAGUCAAAUCAUAUUCCAUCACAAUUAAUUUAUUUUGUUUUUAUAAAUGACCAAAAAAAGAAGACGACAUUUGCGUUUUUCUCGUGUUUUACACUGUAAAGGUUUGAAAAUUAUGCAGUUACAAUUCAUUUUUCAUAUACAAACCAUGUAGUCGUACAAAACAUUUACAUUUACAUUGGCUGGAAGGGAGGGGGUCAUAAAGGACAGUAGGAGUAAUUAUUAAAAAAACCAACAAUGUACACACAAGUAAAGUCCUGGCAGACGUUUUCAUGAAGAAACACGCGCACAAACACUCAGACUGGACCAUGAGAAAGCAGUUUUUCUCCCUUGUAAACCCUUAAUGUACACGACCUCCUGACGGCCUCAGGAAGCGGCGCUCUAAGUGUAAACAUUACAGAUCACUACAGAAACCGGUUCGUCUCAUUUCUGUUAAAGGGGGGGGUAGAACGUAAAAGCUGAUGGAUUCUGAGCGACGACGAUGAAACGAGAGGUGUGAUCUGGCAGUGUGCGUCUGGGUGAGGUCACAAAUUCUCACACCGAUUUCUUGAAGCAGCUUUUGAGUUUGUUUUUUAUAUAUAUAUUUAAAAAAA
Messenger RNA from Morone saxatilis (striped sea-bass), 1771 nucleotides. It is a transcript of the gene fsaf1, whose product is annotated as chromosome unknown C1orf131 homolog. NCBI's taxonomy places the organism in Eukaryota, Metazoa, Chordata, Actinopteri, Moronidae. The record is from RefSeq and is a predicted model, not a curated record. The transcript has 9 exons. Bases 129 to 908 code for a protein of 259 amino acids.